UGAUCUCAGAGAGCUGCUCUCUCUCAGUCUGUGAGUGCAGGAAAAUGGCCAGUAUUUCAGUAGAUCAGGACCAGUUCAGCUGUCCAGUCUGUCUGGAUCUGCUGAAGGAUCCAGUAACUAUUCACUGUGGACACAGUUACUGUAUGGUGUGUAUUAAUGGACACUGGGAUCAGGAUGAUCAGAGGGGGGUCUACAGCUGCCCCCAGUGCAGAGAGACUUUCACUCCGAGGCCUGUUCUACACAGAAACAACAUGCUGGCUGAAGUGGUGGAGAAACUGAAGAAGACAGAACUCCGAGCUGCUUCUCCUGCUCACUGUUACGCUGGACCUGGAGAUGUGGAGUGUGAUUUCUGCACUGGGAGGAAACUCAAAGCCAUCAAGUCCUGUCUGAUGUGUUUGGCCUCCUUUUGUGAAACUCAUCUUAAAACUCACUAUGAAGUUCCUUCCUGGAAAAACCACAAGCUGGUCAAAGCUUCCACACGACUACGAGAGAAGAUCUGCUCUCAGCACGACAAACUGAUUGAGAUCUACUGUCGUACUGACCAAACAUGCAUCUGCUAUUUGUGCAUGUUGGAUCAACACAAAGGCCACGAUUCAGUCUCAGCUGCAGCAGAGAGAGCUGAGAGACAGAGGCACCUAAAGGAGAUGCAGACGAAAUCCCAGCAGAGAAUCCAGGAGAACCAGAAAAAGCUGCAGGAGCUGAAACAGGCUGUGAACACUAUUAAGAGCUCUGCUCAGACAGCAGUGGAGGACAGUGAGAGGAUCUUUACUGAGCUGAUCUGCUCCAUUGAGAAAAAGCGCUCUGAGGUAACAGAGCUGAUCAGAGCUCAGGAGAAGACUGAACUGAGUGGAGCUGAAGAGCUGAUUGAACAGCUGGAGCAGGAGAUUGCUGAUCUAAAGAGGAGAGACACUGAGCUGGAGCAGCUUUCACACACAGAGGAUCACAUCCAUUUCCUCCAGAGUCUCAAGUCUCUUUGUGUUUCUUCUGGAUCUGAAGACUCUCCCAACAUCACUAUCAGUCAACAUCUCUCAUUUGAUAAAGUGAGCAAAUCUCUGUCUGAUCUGAAGAAGCAACUACAGGAAUUCUGUGAAGAGAACUUAAGCACAAUCUCUUCACACGCUGCAGCAGUUCAGAUCUUACUGUCAGAACCACAAACCAGAGUGGAUUUUCUACAGUAUUUCCGUCAGAUGACUCUGGAUCCCAACACUGCAAAUCCUCACCUCAUUCUCUCUGAGGAGAACAGAGUGGUCACACACAGUCAGAACGUCCAGUCCUACCACUACCAUCCAGAGAGAUUUGACCCCAGGUGGCAGGUGCUGUGUGAGGAGAGUGUGAGUGGACGCUGUUACUGGGAGGUUGAGUGGAGCAGGAUGGGAAAUGUGUACAUCUCAGUCUCGUAUAAAGGGAUCAGCAGGAAAGGUGCAGGUAAAGAGUGCUGUUUUGGCUACAACAGUCAGUCCUGGAGUCUGCUGUGUUCUUCCUCUCUUUCUUUUUAUCACAAUGACGUUCAGACUGAGAUCUCAGCCCCGUCCUCCUCCAGAAUAGGAGUGUAUGUGGAUCACAGUGCAGGAACUCUGUCCUUCUACAGCGUCUCUGACACAAUGACCCUCCUACACACAGUCCACACCACCUUCACUCAGCCUCUCUAUGCUGGAUUCUGGCUUUCUGGAUGCACUGUGACACUAUGCAGUCUGAAAUUAACACCUGUGAUAAAACAAGUCCUUUACCAUUAAUGAUCUUAUUACUGAUUGUAUGUUUUUAAAUGAGAACUGGCUUAAUGGUGAUGAUGGUCCCACAGUUUUGAUUGAAGCUGGCCCACCACGCUAUUUCUUUGCAUGCUCUACAAGGCAAAGCAAACAGCUUAUUUGUCAACAUCAUGCAGUCUCUAGGCCACCCAAAGCUUGCCCCAGUUUUAUGGCUGAUUUAUCCAAACUCCUGUCAGGUUAAAUUUCAUUCUCAGUGAUUUUAAUGUACAAAUCCAACAGACCUUAAAGCCAUUAAAUUUGUGGAUCUUUUAAACUCUUUUGGUCUUUCCCAGAAUGUAAAUGAGCCAACCCAUAAGCAGGGACACACAUUGGACCUGAUUUUUAAAUCCAGUUAACAUAUCGGCCAUGUCUGAAGUUGCCUUUUCUGACCACUUCCCAGUCUUCUUUUCCAUGCAUGUGAUUCGCCCCCUCAUGUCCAAGAGAGGGUUGUGCAGAAGCGACAUCUUAUUUCUGACGUUGUUUGCAACUUUAUGCACACCUUUACAAACACUCUCACAUAGUCCUCAUUCAAUCUGUGUUGAUUUUAUUAAUGAAUUUAACGCUAAGCUACACGUUACUAUUGACACAGUCGCAGACCACUAUGGAGGAACAACUUCUGUUGUUUUCCAUGUCCAGUCCUAGAGGAACUCCUCACUGUGCAGUUUAGUGCAGUGAGAGCCCCAACUGUAAGCCCAUAUUCCAUAAAGAAUGAAUAACAGAUGAAAAACAAUUAAGCAAGAAUAAAUGAAGAAGAACUCCACACUGCUGAAUCCACUGCAGUCUUCCAGCUGGAGCUCAAAGUUCAUCUUCUAGAUCAGUGUUUCCCACUAAGUUCAUGUAGUCCAGCUGAUCUAUCACACCUGAUUCAGCUCUAGAAGGACUUGAUCAUUAGCUAAUGAUGUGACUCAGGUGCAGGAAACACUAAAUUGGGUUCCUGUAGGACUGAACCUGGAAAUCACUGCAGAACUGCUUUUGUAUCUACAUUGCUGAGCCUGUGUGAUCCACUGAAAAUAACAGAGAGGUUCAGUAACACUCAAAUAAUGUUUUAGGUAAAUAUUGUAUAAUAUAUUUUUUAUUACAUGACACUAACAUGGUUUGUAUAUUUAGUAUAUUGAUUCAUUCCUUUCUUCAGUAAACUUCCAAAA
Messenger RNA from Colossoma macropomum (tambaqui), 2890 nucleotides. RefSeq names its product E3 ubiquitin/ISG15 ligase TRIM25-like. The coding region runs from base 45 to 1733 and encodes 562 amino acids. Gene Ontology annotation, molecular function: zinc ion binding; protein binding. The transcript has 6 exons. The record is from RefSeq and is a predicted model, not a curated record. NCBI's taxonomy places the organism in Eukaryota, Metazoa, Chordata, Actinopteri, Characiformes, Serrasalmidae.